AUGUCGGCCCCUGGUCCUCCUUUUUGUUGUUGUCACGAUCAGACGGGUGGACACCCGUGCCAGUUCCCCAUCUUCAGUCUUGUCAAUUUCUUUUUGGCAUUGACGUGGACAAAAUUAAUCAUCCGCGAAAUGGCUAGUGGAGUGAGGGACAACUCCACACCCUUUCUUUGAGUUCACUGCAAAGCCAGCCUUGGGCUGUGAUUUCUCUCAGGAUGGAGGACGAAAUAACUCCAGUCCUUUCCAGUGCUAGAGUUUGCGAAGACCCUGAGCCUGAGGCCACGACGCAAGGUCUGAAGGUCUACAAACGUCGAUUCUGGGUGCUAUUUGCCUUCUCCCUGUUGUCAGCCCAGCAGAGCAAUAUUUGGCUUACCUAUGGCGUUAUUCCGAAUGAGACUUGUGACUAUUACGGUGUGGAUUCCUGGCAAGUGGAUUUACUGGCAGCGUGGGGACCGAUCAUCUUCAUUCCAUUUGUCUUCUUUUCAUCGUGGUACCUUCAGCGGUAUGGCCUCCGUUCUCUUGUGCGGCUAGGCGCCUGGCUGGUUCUCAUCGGCACUGGUCUACGCUGCCUCAUUCCACGUGGCUAUGAGACUGACCUGUUCUUCCUGGUUCAUAUCGGACAGAUCCUGAACGCCGCCGUCGGCCCAAUCGUCAUGGCAACGCCGCCCAAGCUGAGCGUCGACUGGUUUCCUGCCAGCCAGCGUACGUCCGCCACGGCCAUUAGCGCCGUGUCCAAUUCGUUUGGCGUGGCGUUUGGCUUCCUGCUCGUGCCCGCGUUAGUGUCCAGCUUCAACGCGAUGGGCUAUGCCGGCGUACAGUACAUGGUGUUCACCGAGUUCUGGAUGACCGCCGCGAUUUGCGCCAUGGUCUUUGCGUACUUCCCCGCCCAUCCACCCACGCCGCCCAGCCUCAGUUCUCAAACAGAGCGACUGCCGUUUAAGGAGUCGCUGCUGGCGGCGUCAUCCAACUCCACGUUUUGGAUCCUGUGCAUCUGCGGCGGUGUUAGUCAAGGCAUUUUCAGCGGCUGGAGUAGUGUUCUCUCCAUUAUCCUGAAUAAACAGAGUGGCUACAACGAUGACGUCAGUGUCAGUGGCAAGGAGAUGUUUGUGAAGAGCACAGCCUGGUUAGGCUGCCUCUCAACUAUCAUUGGAAUCAUUGCUGGACUGACCUUUGGAUUCAUCGCCGACCUGCUGCCUCGGAAUUUGAAGCGUCUGAUCCUGGUGCUUCUGUUUGCCUGUGUUGCCUGCUUCACAUGGUUUGUGCUGUCCGUGUACAAGGUAGCACAUGUUAACUGGCUAGGAAGUGCCUUCAUAAGCUGUGUCCUGGGCAGCUCGUUUCUCGGAGCCACCAACCCGCUGUUUUACGAGGCAGCCGUAGAGGUCGCCUACCCAGUACCGGAGGGAACUGCGGCUGGUGUUCUGACCCUACUCAACAACAUAGGAUGUCUACUCUUCCAGAUUAUUGGCAUGGCGGGCGUGUUCAACGCCUCACAUCCCGAGAGAGCCAGGGCAAUGAACUUCGUCCUGGUGGGGUCUAUAGCGGCGUGCGGCUUGGUGGUGAUAUUCUAUCGUGAGACGUACCGCCGAAGCCAGGUUGAUGCUGCCGGAUCGGCGACUUCCUCUUCUGGCGACGACAAGCCUAAAAGUAUUAACUAUGGGACUACAGAUGUUCCUAGUAAAUCAAUGUAACGCAUUAAACUGUCUUUUGUAAUUCCCUGGCUGGACCAGAGGGACUGAUUUAGCUUUUCUUUUCCUCUGGAAUUCAUUCUACACGCUUUCUUUAGUAUAGCUGCUGGCACAUACAUUCUUCACGCCUUCUUUAGUACUGCUGGCACAUACAUUGUACAUGUACUUCAUGUAAAUAUUUUUUAUUUUUUCUUCUAUUUCAUAAUUUUGAUUGUCUAUGGAGAAUUUUGUCUUUGCCUUCAUGAUAAUUGAGUUAUUAUUUUAACAUGUUAGAACGCUUCAUAUUUAUUCACUGAUUUUCAGAGGUGUGUAGGCUUUCACUUAUACAAUACAUGCCACAUGAUGCUAUGAUGUGCCUAGACACGCACGCCGGACGUGGCGAUUAUUAUCCUUUUUUUCUUUCUAUUUACAGUGAGUUUGUCAGCUUGUGAUUCGCACUGUACGUGUACUUGCGCGAACGAGCUCAAACGUGCUCGGCUCGUGUGACCUGCGUGAGCGAACAAACUUUAUUAUCUAUUAGACUAUUUGUCAAAAUAUUGACCUGCAACCAUGCGUUCAGUUCAAUCUCAUGUGAUAAUUACACUUCUCUUGACUUGCGAUCAUUAUCACUACAGACAGUCAUGGACCUGCAAAUGGAUUUUAUAUCUUCUAAAUAUUUAAUAUCUUGCCACCACGAUAAGUAAGUUGGCUCCUUGCCAUUUACUGUUCGAAUAUUAUAGGGCAACAUCUUUCUACAGAUUUGUCACAAGGAUUGAUCUAUUGCAAUCAAAAUAGUUUUUUGCAUGCUGUCUUGCAAUGCAGUAGUA
Sycon ciliatum is the source of this 2488-nucleotide messenger RNA. Its product is annotated as solute carrier family 49 member 4-like. Gene Ontology annotation, cellular component: membrane. Bases 213 to 1685 code for a protein of 490 amino acids. Gene Ontology annotation, biological process: transmembrane transport. Lineage: Eukaryota; Metazoa; Porifera; Calcarea; Leucosolenida; Sycettidae. The transcript has 8 exons. Gene Ontology annotation, molecular function: transmembrane transporter activity. The record is from RefSeq and is a predicted model, not a curated record.